Molecule: messenger RNA, 1028 nt
Organism: Patiria miniata (bat star)
Lineage: Eukaryota; Metazoa; Echinodermata; Asteroidea; Valvatida; Asterinidae
Gene: rpl9
Product: 60S ribosomal protein L9-like
Exons: 5
Coding region: 68-637 (189 amino acids)
Biological process (GO): cytoplasmic translation
Cellular component (GO): cytosolic large ribosomal subunit; ribosome
Molecular function (GO): structural constituent of ribosome; rRNA binding
Source: RefSeq, a predicted model, not a curated record
UUUACGCAAGGGCGCCACCAAGCACCUCGACCUCUUUUUGUCGGGUCAAAACGAAGUAGCAGCAGUCAUGAGGACUAUACUGUCAAGCAGAUACAUACAUAUCCCAGAUAAUGUGGAGGUGACCAUCAAGGCCCGGGUCAUCACCGUCAAGGGACCGCGGGGCACGCUGACCCGCGCCUUCAAGCACCUGAAUGUGGAGAUCCUCCGGAUCAGCAAGAAGAAGAUCCGAGUCAACAAGUGGUUUGGGUCCCGCAAGGAGCUGUCCUGCGUCCGCACUGUCUGCACUCACAUUGAGAACAUGAUCAAGGGAACCACACUGGGCUUCAAGUACAAGAUGCGCUGCGUCUACGCUCACUUCCCCAUCAACUGUGCCAUCCAGGAGGAGAACAAACUGCUGGAGAUACGCAACUUCCUGGGGGAGAAGUUUGUGCGGCGCGUGCACAUGAAGGAUGGGGUGACGGUCACCCAGUCCACUAAGGUGAAGGACGAGCUGGUCCUGGAGGGUAACAACAUUGAGCUCGUCUCGCAGUCAGCUGCCCUUGUCCAACAGUCCACUACAGUCAAAAACAAGGACAUCAGAAAGUUUCUGGACGGCAUCUACGUCUCCGAAAAGACCGUCAUCGAAGAACAGACAUAAAUAUAUCCAUCCGGCCCGGAAAAAACAAAAACAAUUACAAAACCUGGAAGGGGGAGCAAACCCAAAUAGGAACAGCAACCUGAUUAGGAAUGCAUUAAAAUGUAGGUACCCGCAUUAACAGUGUUCGGAUCAGAAGCUUGUGUUUUAUGUCAGUGUCAUGCGUCGACCAUAAAUCUGUAAUCUUUGACCCGAACAUUUUUACUUGUCUUUAAUGGUUGCAUUUGCCUCAUUUUAGAUUUCUGGCUCCGUAUUUUAAGGCAUUCCUGUCAGAAUUGGGAUAUAUAUCCUGUCCCUCUAUCGUGGGAGAACUUCUAUUUAAUUGACGGUGAGAUAACUCACAAAUUUUUGCCAUUCUGAGAAUAAACAAGUCUUUGAAGGAUCGUAAUUGUUA